AUUGUUCACACAACCGCGUCGCAAAUCCGAUCGCAACCGUCCGAAAGCUCGGAGGAGCAUAAACAUCGGCAAUCUGGUCGAACUUCACAACGACCAAACGCCUAGUUCGGCGUCAAGACACUCUGGGCUGUUGCGACGACCCCAGUAGACACCGCUCGGCGCGAUGGUAGCAGCGGUGCCACCGCUUCCUACGCGGUUUCCAUGCUGGUGCAGAGCUGUAUAUUCAUGGGGGGGAGAGUCACAACGAGACCUUGGCUUCAUCGAGGGCGACCUAAUCGAGUGUCUGAAUGCUGGAGAUGGAUCAUGGUGGACAGGAAGGUUACGGCGGAACAAGACGGUUGGUGUAUUCCCUUCGAACUUCGUCGAGGUUCUGCCAGACAACUUUCGACCUGUGACCCGAUCCACGAGUCCGCUGCCCUCGAGCAACACCCCGAGCCCGACGAACAACACAAUACAAAAGUCAAAAUCCAAACCUUUCCGCAAACCCUUUGAGGCGUAUGCCAAGGCGCCGCAUUACACAACAGCCAAGCAACCUGAAGUCUUCAAAGAGAUGCCGAAUCGUCAAAACUCGACAAAUUCGUUCCAGGAGCCACCGUCACGGCAAAACUCUACAAAUUCCUUCCAGCAGCGCAAUGAUGGGUACGGAUCGAGGAUACCCUCACCUGCUUCUCCCAAGAAGUCACAUAAAUAUCGUGCUCCGUCACCUGCUCCUCCCACGCAUUCUUACAGCCAUCGUGCCCCAUCUCCUGCUCCCAUGCAUUCUUACAGCUAUCGUGCCCCGUCUCCUGCUCCUCCACUGCAUUCGUACGAUGAUCGCGGACCAUCUCCCGCUCCGUCUCCCGCUCCACCGCUGCAAAUGUCAUAUUUCGGUUCAAGAGCACCAUCUCCGCAGCCGCCGCUGCAAAUGUCACAUUACGGCUCAAGGGUGCCAUCUCCGCAGCCGCCUCCGAUGCAUUACGACUCUAGAGCACCGUCGCCUGCACCUUCAUUUGGAUACAGACCAUACCGCCCGGGUGCAGAACGCGAAUUUGAGUCACCCCCGCCACCACCACCACCUCCGCAUCGGAAUGCACUCCUGACUCGCGGGGGCUCGAAUGCAUUAUAUGACAACCAACCUAUGACGCCUAGAGCUUCGUCACCUUGUCCCCCAUCGCCGGGUGGUGGUGGUUGUGGUUUUACGCCGUCGCCGCUGAGAGAAGCCAUGGAUGAUGUCAUGGCCCAGUUAGACGAGUUGGGAGUAACUCAUGAGACUGAAUCGCCCGAGCCUCCGCUGGAUCCAUGGUCACCAGAGUCGUUCGACAUGGUGCACCACCGUUCAAAGCGGAAAAUGCAGGCUCAAGCGAGACCGAAAACCUCGACGGGUGUUGCACUUAAAGACGAAGGAUAUGAGUCCUACAGUGGUGGGUCCUCGCAACAGAACGCGCACCAAAAGGGCCACCCGGAUGAGCCAAAGUUGCCUCAAUUGAGCAAUUAUGUCCAGAGAAUGGAAAGUCGCCUUCAAAAGAUGCAUCAGCAUUCGCAACAGCAUCAACACAGUUCAAGCAUGAGUCGGAUUGAGCAACAGCAUCACCACAGUUCGAGCUUGAGCCGCAUCGACCGGGAAGAUAUGCCCCCCCCGCCGCCGCUAAAGGGACUGAAUUUUGAUCGACCCAAAUCUUCGAUGGGCGAGAAUGAGCCUAAAGCUCAUAAGCCGAAAUCAUCCUCUUAUGAUGUUGGACGUCACCUUCUGAACAGGACCGCCACCACCAAGACCACGUCGACCAAUGCUUCAUCGGGGAAUCGCAGUACGGCUACUGACAGCAGCACCAACACUCAGAGCACAAACCGAAGUCUGAUGAGUGGUGUAUCAGCCAGCGGUAUUAGUGCCACAAGUGCGGGAAGCUUGGCAAGAAAGACUCGCAGCCGUGCUCGGAGUGCCCUAGGCUUUCGUGAUGGCGAUGAUGAGUGGGAUCCAGAUCGACCAACCACGCCAUUCACGGGCAUCUCGUAUCACGGAAGCCAUUCUUCUUCGCAGAUACGCACACAGUCGCAAGCCGGGUUUCGGGAUGACGCGAUUGGUGCGAUAGGUGGUCUUGUACAGCCAGGAGAGACCAAGCCGAAGAAAUCGAAUUUCAUCAAGAGAAUUCUCGAGGCGACGAAGACUGGCGUGGCAAGUACGCGUGGCAGUAUAGCCACCGGACCAGGGUCUGUUUCGUCAACACCAAUGCAUAAAUCGAUGCCUGCUGGGAUAAAUUCCAUGGCAGGGGGACCCAGCAGCAGCAGUUUGGUGCGAGAUACGGCCAGAGACAUGGACAGGGGGAAUGGCGUUGAUUGGGUUCAAGUGCGGCGAGAUGUGAACCGGUCCAAUACCCUAAGCAAAAAUGAGCGAAGCGAACGACGAGACCGAUGCCAGAUGAUGGAUUAUCCUGCGAUUGACCCCGUCGAUGAGCUUUACGAGAGCGUUGAAGGAGACGAAGGGGCAGAUGGCAUGCCUGUGCAUGAGCCGACGAACUACCAAGCAAUCAACUUGAGCCAAGUCGACAAAAACUCGCGAUUCAUCAGCAGCUUGGCCCCUAUGACCACUGCUGUCACGCUUGCGACCACAUACGUUUGCCGGCCAUAUCGCAGCGAUGUUCAACGUCUUCGAGCGAUUUUCACCUGGGUUGCAGAGAAAAUCAACUGGGAAGAAGAUUUCGAGGGUGAAGUGGACACAAGGCGUGUUAUACAGACCAAGCGAGCUUGUGCCGAAGAAUAUGCCGUGCUCGUUCACGAGAUGUGCGCUGCUAUCGGCAUCCACUCUGAGAUCGUACGCGGCUAUCUAAAGACACCAGGCGAGAUACCUGAGACCACCAUUAUGCCCCGAUCAAACCAUUGGUGGAACGCUGUUCUGGUAGAUGACGAGUGGCGCAUAAUGGACUGCUGUCUUGCAUCUAUGUCAAACCCUCGUCGCGCUCUUUACUCCAGCGCUGUAAACACCGCAGCCGAUGGAUGGUGGUUUUUAACUCGACCCACGGAGAUAUGCUGGACGCACAUUCCCGAACAUCAUGCUCAGCAACAUGUCUGCCCGCCCAUCGCACACGAAAUUCUCCUGAAUCUGCCGUGCGCCUGCCCACCAUACUUCAAGAACGAACUUGCUAUGGUUGACUACAACACCUCACUGGUGCGGAUUGAAGACCUCGAGAUGGUACACAUCAAGUUCAACGUGCCGCCCGAUGUCGAGGUAGCAGCGGAAGUUGAGGUGCGUGCUUUUUCUCGCGAUGCGGAUGGUGAUUAUUUCGAGUCCGGCGACGUAGUCAAAAAGCGAGCGUUGGCUCAAGCGGAGUGGUUCAAUGGUGUGAAGCGGUACACGGUCAAGGCCCUCCUUCCGGGCGACGAAGGCUCGGGCAUUUUGAGAGUGUACGCUGGCAAACGGGGUCUUAUGCACAGCAUUAAAGACAUCCCACAUCCUCUGGCCUUUGCCCUGCCCGUCAUCCACACAGGCGAGAACCCGCCCUAUGAGUUUGUCACGCGCCAUCCAACCCCACAUGCGCAGAGACACGAUAUCUACGUUGUGCAGCCUCAAUGUCAGCGCCUAGCGCUGAACAACACGUUCGUCUUCGCCAUCCGGCAACAUCCCUCCUGCUCCCCUGCCGUGCCCGGCUCGUCGAUGACGCCGUCUACCAACCCCGGUGGUACGAGUCCCAUUCCGUUCAUGAGGCCUAGUAGCUCCAUGAGCAUGACGAGCUCGAAUCCGAGCAAUCCGAGCAGCAGCGGCUACGGCGGUGUGGGUGGCAAGAAGCCUGCAAAAUUGGCUAUUCAAACGCCAGGUGGUAAAAUCCUCCGGCUGAUGCGCAAGGAGGAAAGGCGCGGCAUUGGUGUCGGUGGACGCAAUGCUAGUGCCGACGAAGAGCCCAGCGAUGGCGGUACAUGGGAGACCAUCAUCAAGUGCUCAGAGAGAGGUGUCUGGAGAGGUCUAGUGCUUGCCGACCGCACGGCAAGGUGGUGUGUGUUUGCAGAAUGGGUCUGCAUGGGAUAGGAUAGGUCACGCCUAUCAUGCACCGAACCGACCGAUACCAUUGUACUGGGAGAGAACA
Molecule: messenger RNA, 4052 nt
Organism: Pseudomassariella vexata
Lineage: Eukaryota; Fungi; Ascomycota; Sordariomycetes; Amphisphaeriales; Pseudomassariaceae
Exons: 2
Coding region: 164-3994 (1276 amino acids)
Molecular function (GO): protein binding
Source: RefSeq, a predicted model, not a curated record